AUGAGUGGUCAUGUAAGGAAUGCACAAUUGGAAGUUUCCAUUGUUUGGCAGUUCCGCAGCAUCAAAGUAAGUGUAUCUUCUAACGGUCAGUUAGACAAGAUAAGGGACAGUUUUGAAACAAAACAUUUGGAGGCCUACUUCUGCAUUACCUUGUGCACCGGACAUAGUACCGCGGCGUUGACGAAAUUUUGGCUUCACAAUCCACAAGCCUGGCAACCCGGUUUGGUGGACAUGAUCGAUCGUACUCUCAAUCAGGAAGCGAUCGCGGCUCACAACCGCUAUCGCGCGGCACACGGUUCCCCCAACUUGGUGUAUGAUGAAUCGUUGGCACGAAGCGCCCAACGGUGGGCUCAGGAAAUUGCAAAGCGCAAUCGGCUACAACACAGUGAGGCCCGAAAUUGUGGCGAAAACCUGGGCUUCAAGUGGUGCAGCGCAGAAUGCUCACUCUCAGGUGAUCAAGUGACUAAAAUGUGGUAUGAUGAAAUUAAGGAUCAUGAUUACAACAAAGAAUUUCAACCAAAAUCAGGUCAUUUCACCCAGGUGAUCUGGAAGGGAACCACUAAAGCUGGGUUUGGCAGCGCCAGGUCUUCGGAUGGCAAAUCCAUCUACGUAGUCGGACAUUAUCUCCCCGCGGGCAACGUUGUCGGACAAUUCAAAGAGAACGUCCCUCGUCCCAUCAAAUCUAUCGAGCCUUGUUCUUCUGGUGACGCUACCGCCAACAUAGCGGACGGGAGGAUCAGGCGACGUAUUGAACCCAUCUAUCCAGCGGAUGACUCACAACCACCUGCCGCGUUUCCUCCCAGUUCCACUAUUCACGCUACAAUUGUCCCACUCAGAGUCUCUGAUAGGUUUCCAGUCAACGGUCGCACGUCAUUAGAUGGAUCCAAUGUGGUCAUCUCCUUUCUUACCAGAGUUCGAGAUUUCUUCCUUGAUAUAUUCGGCUCCUCAAUUCAUUUGACUGCGGGCAAAAGUGACACUCGAGAGUACAACCUUUCCGCUAUCGACCUAUGUCCUCGCCAUCUUUCCGCCAUCGGUGCCUUACUCUCGUACGGACUACUCAGCCACCCUGACACCACGAGUUCACCGGAUCUCAUGAUUACUUUGUCCGAACGGCAGCUCCGUGGAUUGCGAUCUCUCGACCAGUGCUUUCAUUUGCUUGACCAGAAGACUCACGUAUUCAACUCAGACCAUUUGAAUCCACAGUUGGCAGUCCACCAUCGCGUCUUAGUGUUACCAAAAAAUGCCGACGAUCCAGUGAUGGCAAAUUGUAACGCAGCCACACAGUUACUAAACAUGGUAUUCGCCCCAAACAAUGACUCGUCUUCCCACCGAAACAGCCAAGAAACUGCGAAGUACAACAUUCUCCAGCUCUUUCUGGCAUACCAAUAUCGCAUUCAGUUACACCGAACCCUUUCUAAUGCCAGUUAUCAUCGGGCGCCUAUCUCCCCCACAGAGCAUGUGCUGUACCCAUGGUGGAUCUCCGGUGGCGGUCGAGAGCUUGUCCCGCACAUUCAGUCCACGUGUCCCAAAUUGCCAGACUUUCUCUCACAUCUAAUGCACCUCCCCACUGUGGAUCCGCCUGUGUCGCCUACUCCGGGUUCCACUCGCUGCUCGAACACAUCAUCCACUAUUGUUCCGCGCGAGCCCGUCGCUUCGCAUCAGCGUUCAUCCAACACCGUGAUGCGAGAGCAAAUUGUUGUCCCCGCAGCACUUGCUGGUUCCCGUAAAGAUACUGCACUCAUGCGGUUAACCAAUCGCGUUCGCUUACUCGAGCGCAACGUGUCCGUCAGCAUGAGAUACCUCGAAGAGCUGAGUCAGAGUUACAAGCGCCAAAUGGAGCGCCUAUCACGUUCAUUUAAUCUAACCACUGCCUGGUUAAAAGCCACCGCCCAAGGUGCCGAGGAACGUGAUCAAGCACAGCAAACUCGAAUAUCUGUUCUCGAGCAACGACUAGACGAGUUGUUGUCGCAAUUCCGUUCUGCUUCAAUCGAAUUUCAAGACUCCAACAGCUCUGCUACAUCUGAUUCGAAACGGGAGCGCGAUCUGACUCUCGAGCUGGAAGAGGUAUCAGCCCCUCCAGCUCUCAACUUCGAUGCUCCACCGGACUGGAAUCCCGGUGCCUCCGUUUGGCCCCCUCUAUCUGACGAUUGGCUUGAGGAUGGGGUUGUUGAGACGGAAGAUGAUGACCCAAUCGAAUCGCAUCAACACCCGUCGGACUCGGACCGAUUUCGUCACAUUCGACCCUACCGUGCUGAAAGUGUCUUGCCUGCGAGUGACUGGUCCCCUCGUGAUUGCGAACCCCAAGUGGCCUCCGAUUGGAAAUCAGCAGUCCAACGUUGGUUCAUAGAACGUUUUGACAGCCUGUUAAAAUUCACUAACCUCUCUUGGCAGCUACUUCCUACAUCUUCACCGAACGUGUUUUGGAUUUUAUACAUGACCUUGCUUCAUCUUACUUUCGCGGCUGCCUCACAUGCGCUCGUCUAUCUCACUUGGCUCCGACCUCAAGGUCGAAAGCUCUCCUGUACCUUCGACUCCCUUUCAUUCGUCCACCAAACACCCCUCGCAUGGACGUGCUCACCUCACCAUCUCACAUUGUCUGGUCCGAGUUCCUACCGUGUCCCGAAUACGAAUUGUUUACAAGCUCACAACGUUACUGUGCUCCCUUCGAAUGGGGAUUAUGGCCUCGGUCUGUCGACCUUACCUGAGAACCACACAACUGAGCACCCCAAAUUUCGUCCACUCGCCGCCGCUUCUCUUACCAACUCGGGAUCAAAUUCUGUCGACACCAUUGGAUCAUCCAUACCCGUCGGUUCGGACACACACCAACUACCAGAUCUAGGUUCUCUACAGAAAGAACCCUUACACUCGGCAUUGCCCUUAAAUAAUGACGUACAAGUGCCACAUCCUGCAGCCAAUCGAUGCAGUGAUUGCUCCGAAACAUAUAUUCCACGGGUCCCUGUACCUAACGAGCCUUUGCAGAUACGUGUCGAUGACUCGUCCUCAUCCACUCCUUCGUCCAAAUGUGUUGCAUCGCUGGAUCAACCGUCUCCUCCAGUUUUGUCAAAACGCGCCCGAAAACGCCACAACAAACGAGCGAGAGCCAAUUGGAAUGCGCAAUAGACACGAUAAUUGUGACUAGCUCAGCUAAACUGCUGCGAUGCAGUUUUACAGACCAAUGUGCGCACAUAUCCAAUCCAUCUUGCAUUUAUGAAUCAUUUUUAUCCUGUUUUCUUUUUCUCCCUUUCCCACUCUCUGUGUAUUUGCGUGUGAACUUCGGAUGGGAUAUAUUCCUUGUCGAUGCGCCCCCUAGACGCUCCUCAUGCGCCGGUUAUAUGAGUCGAUCUAUGCUCGAUCUGAUGCAACGUGUUUUCACUCCUUCUUCACUCUCAGACGCUUUGCCGUGUUUUCGUGCAAGCGGUGUUUUCUCUAUCUCCUCCGUUUUGCCUAACCCUCCUAUUUUGUUUCAUCCUGUGACUUAUGAUUUUGAAUUGCUCUUCGCUCGUGAUCCAUUCCACCCACUGCUAGGGCACCGUGUACGUACCACCUCUCUCAGAUGGAAUUAUUUUUCUGGUUUCUUCUACAAUCGUUCAAGAUCUCCUGUCCAUUGGGUUCAUGUUCCGCUGCUUUUGAAUACAUGACCUGUUAUCACGGUUUCGAAUUAUUUUACUUCUACCACUUAGCGCAUUUUGUGUGGCCCAUCUUCG
This is a messenger RNA of Dicrocoelium dendriticum, 3704 nucleotides long. The record is from the annotation of a GenBank genome assembly. NCBI's taxonomy places the organism in Eukaryota, Metazoa, Platyhelminthes, Trematoda, Plagiorchiida, Dicrocoeliidae.